GGUAUCUUUUAAUACACUCGUUUUUUUAAAAUGCAUUUGCUAUCUACGGGCCAGUUGGUGGAUUGUGAUAAUUCUUCUAACUAAUCCCUUGGGGUAAAUCUGUCACCAUGUUUUGGGAUUUGAUUAGAAACAACAAUCCUGGGGGGGUAACAGAGGACAGUUGGAUUCCCUGGUAGUAUCACAGCACAUAUCAUGCUAAUCAACUGGAACUAGGAUGUAUGUCUGUAAUCUGUAAUUGAUUAUUUGUGGUUUAAACAGCAAAAACACUAUUGAGGUACAUAAUUUCUCUCUUACUUCUCAUUUUAAAGUCUACAGUAUAUGGGUGUGAUCUUAUGUCGCACAAACUCUGAAAGCAUAUGAAACUAUGACAUUAAUUAUAGGCCUAAUUCUCCCUUUGCUUUUAUUUUGCACAUGGAUCACUUGGAAUGAAUCGGUGGAUGUUCCUCUCAACUGUUGAUCAUCUUCUACUGUGUGACUGGGGACCAUGACGACAGAGGUGGGAUCUGAAACAGAGGUGAAAAAAGAGCCGGAGAAGGCGGAGGAGCAGCCUGCAGAACCUGAACGACCAGCCACCAACCAGACAGUCGAGGUCAAGGUCGUUGAGGUCGCCGAGCAGUCCAACGAAAGCCCCGCUCUGGCCACAGACUCAGCAGAGGCAAAGGAGAACCAGGAGGAGGCCCAGCCUGCCGACAACGCCACAGGACCGGAGGGAGAGGAGCCCCCAGCCUCACCACCAGCUUCAGAGAAGAAAGGCAUCUCCAGGUUCCUCCCUCCAUGGCUUAAGAGGCAGAAGUCUCAGAGCGUGGUAGGACCCAAAGAGAGCCAGGUGACACCCAAGGAAGAGGGAGGUGUGGUUCUGGUGAACGGGGAGGGUGAAAAGGCGGAGCAGGCCGAAGCAGAGCAGACAUCAUCGACCACAGCAGCUGAGCCACAGGUUGAAGAAGAGCAAGUGAACGGCGAGGCGGACCCAGAACAGAAAGAGGAAGUGAAUUCAGAGGAACACGCGGAGAAUCAUUCCACUGGCAGUGCAGAAACUCAGCCUGCUAAGGAGGAGAAAGCAUCAGAGAAAUCUCAGGAGAAGAGUGCAGCGGAGGAGGAGAAAAAGGAAACAGAGGAAGGAGGAGAGGAGAAGAAAGACCAGGAAGAGACCUUGAAGCCUGAGGGAGGGCGUUAUUUUAUCAAGUCGCCUCUGAAACUGACCAAGAAGGUGAAGAUGGUGAUGUGUCAUGUGAUCAUGCUGGAUGGAAGCCAGUUCCCCUGUGAGGUGGAGAAACGGGCCAAAGGCCAGUACCUGUUUUUCAAAGUGUGCGAAACCCUGAACCUACUGGAGAAGGACUACUUUGGGUUGAGUUACAAAGACAACGCUGACCAGACGUGCUGGCUGGACCCUACAAAGGAGAUCAAACGUCAGAUCUGCAAUACCUCCUGGCAGUUAGCGUUCAAUGUCAAGUUCUACCCUCCUGAUCCGUCCCAGCUGACUGAGGAUAUUACCAGAUAUCUCCUGUGCCUUCAGCUGCGGCAUGACAUAGCUUCGGGGCGUCUGCCCUGCUCCUUCGUCACCCACUCUCUGCUGGGUUCCUACUCCCUGCAGGCUGAGCUGGGAGAUCACGAUCCCGAUGAGCAACGCCUCGACUAUAUCAGCGACUUCCAGAUUGCCCCCUCACAGACUAAGGAGAUGGAGGAGAAGGUGGUGGAGCUCCACAAAACUCACAGGGGGAUGACUCCUGCUCAAGCAGAUACCCAGUUCUUAGAAAACGCCAAGAAGUUGUCGAUGUAUGGUGUCGAUCUCCACCAUGCCAAGGACUCUGAGGGAGUGGACAUCAUGUUGGGAGUGUGUGCCAAUGGCCUGCUGAUCUACAAAGACCGACUCCGGAUAAACCGCUUUGCCUGGCCAAAAAUCCUCAAGAUCUCCUACAAACGUAGCAACUUCUAUAUCAAAAUCAGGCCGGGAGAGACUGAGCAGUUUGAGAGCACCGUGGGCUUCAAGCUGCCCAACCACCGCUCUGCCAAGAGGGUCUGGAAGGUCUGCGUGGAGAAUCACACCUUCUUCAGGUUGAUGACUCCAGAAGCGCCCACUAAAGCCAAGUUCCUCACACUGGGCUCUAAGUUCCGCUACAGUGGGCGGACCCAAGCCCAAACACGACAGGCCAGCACCCUCAUCGACAGGCCGGCACCCUACUUCGAGCGCACCUCCAGCAAGCGCAUCUCACGAAGCCUGGAUGGAGCGCCAGUGAUCAACAUGAUCGAGGCCCAGGACUCGGCUCCCACAUCUGUGGGGAACGGCAGGGAGCCUGGCCUGGAACUCUCCUCUGACUCCUCCAAGGUAGAGGAGGAGCCUAGCGAAUGGGCGGCGACCACACCUACUGAAGGCACUGAGAUGAAAAGAGAUGAGCCAGACUCCUCCCAGCAGAGCGGAAAGUUGAGAGUGCAGGGGGAAAAUAUAUAUGUCAGACAUAGCAAUUUAAUGUUGGAGGACCUGGAUAAGACUCAGGAGGAUGUUUUGAAACAUCAGGCUAGCACUAGUGAGUUAAAGCGCAGUUUUAUGGAGGACACCCCUGAGACGCGUCCCAGUCAAUGGGAAAAGCGCUUCACUGCCAGCCCGGCUACCAGCCUGCGUCUGCAGGCCCAAGGGAGGAGCCCCCCACCCACAACCCAGGAGCCUCUCUCUGACCUCACAGUGGACACGGUUUCUAAGAGUUCAGAUGACAAACAGAAAUCAGACGAGACAACGUUGCAGGCAGCAGAGGUUGAGAUAGAAGAGAUGGUAGUCGUCGAAGCGAUCAGGGUGGCACCCAAAGGCUCUGUCACCAUCACCACCCCCGAGGUGGUGGUCACCCCGGAGACAGAGGUCAAGAAGCCCGAGGAGGAAGUGAAGGAGGAAGUGAAGGAGGAAGUGAAGGAGGAAGUGAAGGAGGAGCAGAAGAGGCCUGUGAGCGUGUCCUCGGACAGCCACAGUGAGAGCGAGGAGGAGGCAGGGGAGUACCACCCCCAGGUCACUGUCAGCACCUCAGUGGAACAGAUCAAAGAAGAGCCUGAGGAAGAGGAGAAGGAGGAAGUGGACGACCAUGAAGAACCAGAGCAAGUCGCAGAGCCCGAACCACUCCCAGAGGUUGAGGUAGAGACCAUGCCGUCCCCUGCAGUAGUGGAAGAAACGCCUAUGGCAGAGCCAGAGACAGCCCUUGUGGUCGAUGCCCCCGCUGAGGAGGAGCGCACCGAGGACAUCCUGGUUACCCCCGAGGAGGCCCCUAACGGGCAUGCUGAGGACCAGCCUGGCCUGGUGGCUGUGGAGGAAGAAGAAGAAGAGGAGGAGCCCAGAGUCAACGGGGACGUAUCUCACGCUGAGACGGAGCGCAUUCCUCAGGUUAUUUGUUGCUCUGAGCCACCUGUGGUGAAGACCGAGAUGGUGACCAUCUCAGACACGUUUGCGGCCCAGAAGACUGAGAUUGCCACUAAGGAGGUUCCCAUCGUGCACACAGAGACAAAGACCAUCACUUACGAGGCUGCACAACUGGACGGCAGUGGAGACGGUGAACCAGGCAUUCUCAUGACCGCCCAAACCAUUACCUCUGAGUCGCUGUGCACCACCACCACCACACACAUCACCAAGACAUUAAAAGGUGGUCUCUCAGAAACCAGGAUCGAGAAGCGCAUUGUCAUCACCGGAGACUCAGACAUCGACCACGAUCAGGCCUUGGCCCAGGCUAUAAAGGAAGCCAAAGAGCAGCACCCUGACAUGUCAGUGACCCGGGUGGUGGUCCACAAAGAGACAGAGCUGGCCGAGGAGGGCGAGGACUGAGGCACCAGAGCUGAAGAGCCUGUGAAGUUCAUACAUGGAUGUUUGAGAAAGUCCUGUCAUCUCCCAAACUGAGAGUCAACCUGGUGAGAAGACAAGAUGAAGACAACCCAGAGGCUGAACUCCUAUGUGUCUGUGUUUUCAUCGCACGCCUUCCUUUUUUUAUCACUCAGAAGAGAACCACUUAGCUAAUGUUUGUAGUGCGGUUUUAUUCUUAUGUGUUUUUUGCUAAAAUAAGCCAUUUUUUUCUAUCAUUGUUAAAACCAGAUAGGAUUUAUCAAGUGGUAAUUUUUAUUGUUAAAACCAGAUAGGAUUUAUCAAGUGGUAAUUUUUAUUGUUGCGCAGUUUUCACAUUCCUAGUUAUGUACAGACAGCUGGUGUUAUGAGAAAGUACAUUUCAAUAUCUAGCUUCCUGGAUUCUUGCAUCUGUAUGUGGACAGGAAGUUAGACUAGGUGGAUAAUAGCUUUGGACCUAGUCUUGUUCUAUGUUCUUAGAGCCAGAUGUUUAUCAGGGUUUUUUUGGGGGGGGGGGACAGAAGAACAGCAAAUUAAUUUAAUUGGGUGAGUUUCCAAGGGACCAGCAAAGGGUGAAGCACUGUGUCAUUUUGUACAUUGCAAUACAGUGCCAACACAUGUUUUUCUCUAUGCAUUCAAAACUGAAGCAUUCCAUUAAAGUGCAGGUGCUUUUCCAAUACCUCACUCAGAAAAAAAAAGUAAAAAAUAAAAAGCGUGGACACUUUGUUUUCUGUGACUUUCUGGCAUCAUUAAUCAUAAAUAUAUUGGUAGAAUUUUUUGGGGGUCUUUUAACCUUUUUUUGUGUGUAUUUAUCUGCAAACUGAUUUAAUGUAGGUGUGUUUGCCCCUUUAAAUUGUUUUUAUUUGUAAUAUAUAUUUCAGAGCUGAAAGAAACAGUUGCCACCAUUUUAAUAUUUUAUCUGUAGAUUAGAGAUGGCUGCCUCAUGCCUUGUUCUCUCUGCAGUCUGACCAACCCCACCAAGUCCAAUGACGGCAUCAAUUAGCUCUUUGGACCAUGUGUAUAGCAGAUCAUCUUAGAUAUUCAGCAGCUUCAAAAUUGUUUUCCCCCUCUCCACCACAUCCACCUUAACCCUCUGUGUAACACUGAAAUAAACAUUUGUUAUUCUCUAA
This is a messenger RNA of Oncorhynchus masou masou (cherry salmon), 4938 nucleotides long. Its product is annotated as protein 4.1-like. Gene Ontology annotation, cellular component: plasma membrane; cytoskeleton. Gene Ontology annotation, molecular function: structural molecule activity; actin binding. The transcript is spliced from 23 exons. Lineage: Eukaryota; Metazoa; Chordata; Actinopteri; Salmoniformes; Salmonidae. Bases 485 to 3796 code for a protein of 1103 amino acids. The record is from RefSeq and is a predicted model, not a curated record. Gene Ontology annotation, biological process: cortical actin cytoskeleton organization.